Messenger RNA from Pocillopora meandrina, 3678 nucleotides. Lineage: Eukaryota; Metazoa; Cnidaria; Anthozoa; Scleractinia; Pocilloporidae. The record is from the annotation of a GenBank genome assembly.
AUGCUUCCAAACUUCAACGGGUUUCCUUUUCGUCGAUGUGUCAACAAAAACAUCUUUACAUGGUUCGUUAACAUUACUUUGUUUCUUCUGUCGUUAUCAAGUUUGUGUUUUGGUCAAAUCGUGGCUUCUAGCAACCUGACUCAUCACGAUGAAUCAAGUGAGCGAACGCAUCGCGUUAGGGCUACAUUUCCACCGCCAGAAAUCGAACCAGAUAUAGUCAUUGGAGGUCUUUUCCCAAUCCAUGCAAGAAACGUCAGCAAAAAUGGUCCUCCUAAAUGUGGCACUCUCAACAUAGAACGGGGAUUUCACCGUUUGGAAGCUAUGAUCUUUGCUGUAGAUCAAAUCAAUCGAAACCCCAAUAUUCUUCCAAACAUAACUCUCAGUAUGUCUGCCUAUGACACUUGCGAUUGGUACACAAAGGCGCUAGAAGAAUCGCUCGAGUUUGUCAUGGAGUCGCAAUCUAAGACCAUUUGUGAAGCAGGGAAUACGCCUGCUUCGCCGGCGUCAAAGAAAAACAAAAUAUUAGCUGGAGUUGUCGGUGCGGCAUCAAGCUCCGUUUCUAUUCAAGUUGCGAACCUUUUGCGGCUUUUCAAACUGCCUCAGAUAAGCUACGCAUCGACCACGCCUGACCUCAGUGACAAAACAAAAUACGACUUUUUCAUGCGAACUGUUCCCCCUGAUAAUUACCAAGCCCGGGCAAUGGUCGAUGUUGUCCGGGUAUUGAAGUGGACUUCCGUAUUCACAGUCCACUCCGAGGGGAUUUAUGGUGAACGAGGAAUCCGAGAGUUUUCGAACGGAGCAAAAGCCGCAAAUAUUUGCAUCGCGGGUUCGUAUAAGAUCGAAGGCUCCAACAACGAGAUGCAAAUAAAAGACAUCAUAACAGAUUUUGGAAGACAUGAGCAAGUCCGUGGAGUGAUUUUGUUUUGUACCGAUACAGACGCAAGAAGGCUUCUCAGAGAGGUGAAGAGGCAGAACAGGGCCCAGCACUUCAUAUGGGUGGCAAGCGACUACUGGGGAACAAGAAAGAAGACCAUCAAAGGCCUAGAGAAAUAUGCAGAAGGCGCCAUAACUAUUAGUCUGACGGAAGCCCUUGAUCCAAAGUUCAAAAACUACUUUACUUCUCUUAAACCAGGCACAAACAGGACCAAGGUGAAUCCCUGGUUUGAUGAGUUUUGGGAGAUGAAGUUUGGCUGCAGACUACAAAACAAUGAAAGUUCCUGUUCUAAAAACUAUUCCCUGGCAGCAAGCGAUGUGCGUAUCGAUGAUAAAGUGCCUUUUCUCAUUGACGCCGUGUACGCUUUUGCAUAUGGUUUGGACAAGAUGUACAAACGCAUGUGUGAAGCACAGAACGGUCUUUGCCAAAGAAUGUUAAAAGAAUUCGAACGCAAAAACCUGCGCGAUGAGCUUUUUAACUUGACUUUUAAUGGAGUGACAGGCGCGGUAAGUUUUGAUAAGAACGGCAAUGGUCCCGGGCGAUACGACAUUUAUCGCCUGGAACGCAGUCGAUACAGAAAAGUUGCGUCCUGGAAUGGGAAGCUGUACAACGCAACGAGGCUUUUUCAAGGAGGCAAAAAUGGUACGAUUCCUUUGUCAGAUUGCAGUUCACCGUGCGAGGCCGGGUAUCGAAAAAUUUUUGACAAGGAGGGAUCUUGUUGCUGGAACUGCGAACGCUGUGCGGAGGAUUAUUAUGUAGAAGGUAAUCACCACGUGAUUGGUCUGUGUUUGUUUAUAUUUUUGUCUAUUUGUAUGUCUGUUUGCCUGUCUGAUGGUUUUUAGGUCUGUCGGUCUGAUGGUCUUCAGGUCUGUCUGUAUGUCUGUCUGAUAGUCUGUGUGUUUGUCCGUCUGAUGGUCCGUGUAUCUGAUGGUCUUUAGGUCUGUCUGAUCGUCUGUGUCUGUCCGUCUGAUGGUCCGUGUGUCUGAUAGUCUUUAGGUCUGUCUGUAUGUCUGUCUGAUAGUCUAUGUGUCUGUCGGUCUGAUGUCUGUGUGUCUGAUGGUCUUUAGGUCUGUCUGUAUGUCUGUCUGAUAGUCUGUGUGUCUGUCCGUCUGAUGGUCUUUCUGAUAGUCUUUAGGUCUGUGUCUGACUGUGUCUGUCUGUCUUUUACAUUAUUCUUUAUUUUUGAAUUAAAAUCGUUAUUUGAGCUUACAAUACAUUUGUAAGCUCAAUGUGACUGUAUUUGUAGGGCAUGAGACAUAUCUAUUAGCACAAAAUAAAUGAGCUUUACCAUUUGGUGAUUUAACCGAACAUUGUUAAAACAAAGCUCUGGAGAAUGAGGGUCGUAUCGCUAUAAAACGCCCUCACAUAAAAUUAUUAGGAUUUGAAACAAAUUAUUCAGGAAACCGUUGUUUACUUGAUUUUAUACUUUUUCUUGUUUCCUUGAUGGUAUUCUAUCUCAACUUGUCUUUCCAUUUUGCCUACCUGCAAAGUAAGGUCCUCACCAAAAUGGCCCUUGGACUGGGUUUGCUUGGUGAGCGGGGGAAUUUCAUAUAGGUUAUUUCAGAUCGGAGACCGAGAUUUUAUCGCAGUGAUCGGGUUGAAUAUUCAAAUACAGGAAAUUUGUUUUUAGCCUGGUUACCGAGAAAAGCCCGAGAUCUCUGCCUCUCGCUCAGUCCAUAUUCACGUUUUAAAACAUCGAUAUUUUACGACGAAAAUAGAGAGACGAGGCUAUAUCAUGAGAGGCGAGAUAUUUGAGUCUGACCCAAUCUUGUUAAUCAUGGUCCUAUUACUCAGGCAUACGUUGCUUUCAAUCCGCAGAUGAGACAAGUUGUAAACUGUGCCAAAAAGGACAACGGCCUAAUGCCAAAAGGAACGGCUGUGAACCACUGCCUCGACGUAACAUUGCCGGAAGCUGGAUAGUUAUGGUCAUGUUAUUUUCUGGCCUCGGCAUCAUGUGCACAAUAUUUGUUGGGACCCUAUUCCUCAUCAACAACGACACCCCUCUGGUGAAAGCCUCCGGAAGGGAACUGUCAUGCACACUACUCUUCGGCUUGUUGUCUUGUUAUACAUUUUCGUUUUUCAUGUUGGCCGAGCCUUCGCCCUCCAUUUGCGCCAUCCAGCGGUUUGGCCUGGGAUUCUCGUUCUGUGUAUGUUAUGCUUCCAUUCUCAUCCGAACCAAUCGAAUCGCAAGAAUUUUCGAGAGGAGCAAUCGAUCCACGAAACCUCCUCUCUUCAUCAAUCCAGCGUCACAGAUUGCAAUACUGACAGUUUUUGUCAGUAUCGACAUUGUGUUCUCAGUCAUUGGUCUAGUAAAAUGGCCUCCAGAAAGAAUCCUUGCCUACCCAACAAAUAAAGACGUUUUACUGAUAUGCAACAUUCAAGAUUACGAUUUGGUUUUCGCACUGACGUACAACGUCUUGAUUAUCAUUCUUUGUACAUUCUACGCCUUUAGAACGCGUAAAACGCCAGCGAACUUCAACGAAGCCAGAUACAUCGGAUUUGCCAUGUACACAACUUGCAUCAUUUGGGUGGCGUUUCUUCCCGUACAAAUAGGCGUGAACAAAGACUACGCUACCAUAACACUUGCAAUUAAUACGACUUUGAACGCCACAACUCUGUUACUGUGUAUUUUUGGACCCAAGGUCUACAUCCUCGUAUUUAGGCCCACGAGGAACCUUCGAAGUAGGUCCUUAAAUAGUUGGCGCGCACAAGACGCUGAAAAUGUCCCCAAUACACAAGGUAGG